This is a messenger RNA of Musa acuminata subsp. malaccensis (wild Malaysian banana), 757 nucleotides long. Its product is annotated as embryo-specific protein ATS3B. NCBI's taxonomy places the organism in Eukaryota, Viridiplantae, Streptophyta, Magnoliopsida, Zingiberales, Musaceae. The record is from RefSeq and is a predicted model, not a curated record. Gene Ontology annotation, molecular function: protein binding.
UCUUGUGGCCAGCGAAAGCUAGUGUGAGAGAGAGAGAGGAGCAAUGCUCAACCCUAUGAUCUCCUUUAUCCUGUUCUUUUUGCUAUCCUCGCCAUCCUUUCUCGCCUCCUGUGGAUCCGAGGCUGUUGAUCCUCGCCCGCGGGCGCUCCCGUCCUUCAAGAUCCAAGAAAUCAAGGAGGAGAUUGGGAGUGCGUGCUCCUACACCGUGAAGAUAAAGACCAGCUGCUCUUCCGGCCGCGUCACCUCGGACAGGAUCAGCCUUGCUUUCGGCGAUGCUUACCGCAACGAGGUAUAUGCACCAAGGUUGGAUGAUCCAUCAUCAGCAGUGUUUGAACGUUGCUCCACCGACACAUUCAAGAUCCAAGGGCCAUGUGGCUACGGAAUUUGCUACUUAUAUUUGCGACGAGAUGGUUAUGAUGGGUGGACACCGGAGUGGGUCAAGGUCUAUGAGCCCCGUGCUACCCGUGCCAUCACCUUCUACUACGGUACACCGCUCCCCAAUGGCAUCUGGUAUGGCUUCAACCAGUGCCCCAAAUCAUCCUCUUCUGACCGCAUGAUGCAGAUCUGAUGGUAAGGAUGUCAAACUUAGUAGAUAAUUCUGCAUAGCUGUCAAAAGUAUUACUACUACUGCAUGUUCACUAAAGACUAGGAUCAAUAUUUUGAUCUUUACACAUUACCAGUAUUAUCGCUAAAACCAGUCUCAGGAUUUCUAUUUGUCGUUAUGAAACACUUGCUUUAUAUACACAUGCUUAGUUAA